Molecule: messenger RNA, 1914 nt
Organism: Cyphomyrmex costatus
Lineage: Eukaryota; Metazoa; Arthropoda; Insecta; Hymenoptera; Formicidae
Product: tubulin beta chain
Exons: 5
Coding region: 313-1656 (447 amino acids)
Biological process (GO): microtubule-based process
Cellular component (GO): microtubule
Molecular function (GO): GTPase activity; GTP binding; structural constituent of cytoskeleton
Source: RefSeq, a predicted model, not a curated record
GGAACGUGAGUUUGACUCAACCAAAUUAUCCGAGUUACGGUUCUUAGGGUUAGGGAUUUCAUCGGAAUUAUUACGAGUCUCGUCGCGCAUCGGAGAUCUUUUGCGCUCUCGAUCUUAUCUCACAGCCUGUGUUCUCGUAUCGCCUCGUUCCCCGGAAUACGUGCGCGUUACGCAUUUCCAAGGUAACGGAAACAGACGACGACGACGACGACGACGAAGAAGAGUUUUGAUUUCGUCGUCUCGCUACACUCAUCGUGGCUUCACACUUAUCGUGGUGAAGAGGAGAAUUUGCAAAGUCAAAGUUAAGCGAACAUGCGCGAGAUAGUACAUCUUCAGGCCGGCCAAUGUGGCAAUCAGAUUGGAGCAAAGUUUUGGGAGGUGAUCUCGGACGAGCACGGGAUCGAUCCCACAGGCACGUAUCACGGUGACUCAGAUCUGCAGUUGGAGCGAAUAAAUGUUUACUACAACGAGGCGACAGGCGGUAAAUACGUGCCACGUGCGAUUUUGGUCGAUUUGGAGCCCGGGACAAUGGACGCGGUUCGUUCGGGACCGUUCGGCCAAAUAUUUCGGCCAGACAACUUCGUGUUCGGGCAAAGCGGCGCUGGUAACAACUGGGCCAAAGGACACUACACCGAGGGCGCCGAGCUCGUCGACUCCGUCUUGGACGUCGUUCGCAAGGAGGCCGAGAGCUGUGACUGCCUCCAAGGAUUCCAGCUCACACACUCGUUGGGUGGUGGCACUGGUGCCGGCAUGGGUACUCUGCUUAUUUCCAAAAUACGCGAAGAAUACCCCGAUAGAAUCAUGAUGACCUUCAGCGUGGUACCUUCGCCGAAGGUAUCGGACACCGUGGUCGAACCCUACAACUGCACUCUCUCGGUACAUCAGCUGGUCGAGAAUACAGACGAGUCAUAUUGCAUAGACAAUGAGGCGCUUUACGAUAUCUGCUUCCGGACUCUCAAGCUGACCACGCCAACCUAUGGUGAUCUCAAUCAUCUCGUCAGCGCGACCUUGAGCGGCGUUACCACUUGCCUGAGAUUUCCCGGACAGCUUAACGCAGACCUGAGAAAGCUCGCCGUCAACAUGGUCCCUUUCCCGCGACUGCAUUUCUUCAUCCCCGGCUUUGCCCCUUUAACCUCUAGAGGUUCGCAACAGUACCGGGCACUCACGGUACCGGAACUCACCCAGCAAAUGUUUGAUGCGAAGAACAUGAUGGCCGCGUGCGAUCCGCGACACGGCAGAUAUUUGACAGUGGCUGCAGUAUUCCGUGGCAGAAUGUCGAUGAAAGAGGUAGACGAGCAGAUGCUCAACAUCCAGAAUAAGAACAGCAGCUAUUUCGUCGAGUGGAUACCGAGCAACGUGAAAACAGCCGUUUGCGACAUACCCCCGAGGGGUUUGAAAAUGUCCGCGACUUUCAUUGGCAAUUCUACGGCUAUUCAGGAGCUGUUUAAGAGGGUAUCGGAACAAUUCACCGCGAUGUUCCGACGCAAGGCGUUCCUGCACUGGUAUACCGGCGAGGGCAUGGACGACAUGGAGUUUACCGAGGCUGAGAGCAACAUGAACGAUCUCGUGUCCGAGUAUCAGCAGUAUCAGGAGGCGACCGCCGAUGAGGAGGGAGAGUUUGAUGAGGAGGAAGAGGGCGAGGGCGAGGACAAGUGAAGAUCGUCCCCAUCUCUGGAAGAUGUUUAUCGAGUGCUCGCGCUACACCUGCUGCUUCCUUUCCGCUCUCGUAGCUUCUUUACGUAUAGUUAUAUCGCCCCACCCUCGCGUAUCUUCUUAGAGUGUAAAAUAAUAUGUAGCCGAGCCAACGUCGGCCGACAGCUUGUUGUUCCUUGUCUUCCGCGUGUCUCCCAUCGUCGAAAGUAUAUUACGUGCACAAAAUAAAGAAAAAGAAAGAAAAAUAAGAAAAAAAAAAAA